AUGUCUGCUUCCGAGCCCAUCGAGCCCAAGGUCGAGGAGACCAAGCCCGAGGAGACUAAGCCCGAGGAGACCAAGCCCGAGGAGACCAAGCCUGCUGAGGCCGAGAAGCCUGUCACAUCUUCGUCCGUCUUCUCCAUGUUCGGCGGUGGUGCUAAGAAGGAGAAGAAGGAGGAGGAGGAGCGCGGUGACAACUCUGGCAGUGCCAAGGCCCAGCGAGAGGCUGCUGAGGCUGCUAAGGGUGACGAGGAGGAGGCUCCCGAGUCCGAGGAUGUCCACUUCGAGCCCGUCAUCAAGCUGACCGAGAAGGUUGACACCAAGACCAACGAGGAGGCCGAGGAGCAGACCUUCAAGAUGCGCGCUAAGCUUUUCAAGUUCGUCAAGGAGAGCAGUGAGUGGAAGGAGCGUGGCACUGGCGACGUUCGUCUGCUCAAGCACAAGGAGAACGGCAAGACUCGACUGGUCAUGCGUCGCGACAAGACUCUCAAGGUCUGCGCCAACCACUACAUCGUCCCCGAGAUGAAGCUCUCCCCCAACGUUGGCUCCGACCGAAGCUGGGUGUGGAACGCUGCCGCCGAUGUCAGCGAGGGUGAGCCCGAGGCUGUUACUCUGGCCAUCCGAUUUGCCAACGCUGAGAACGCCAACAACUUCAAGGACUCCUUCAUGAAGGCCCAGAAGGAGAACGAGGAGAUCUUCAACAAGGCUCAGGAGGCCGAGGCUCCCGCUUCCUAA
Molecule: messenger RNA, 729 nt
Organism: Fusarium musae
Lineage: Eukaryota; Fungi; Ascomycota; Sordariomycetes; Hypocreales; Nectriaceae
Gene: SBP1
Product: single stranded nucleic acid binding protein
Exons: 3
Coding region: 1-729 (242 amino acids)
Biological process (GO): nucleocytoplasmic transport
Cellular component (GO): nuclear pore; cytoplasm
Molecular function (GO): GTPase activator activity
Source: RefSeq, a predicted model, not a curated record